AUUCAUCGUCAGUAAGGAAAGCACACAAUAAUGGAAAAAAUCAUAUUAUGAAUGUGCGCAACUAUUAUGCUGAAUUAGGGCAGGAUAAAGCGCAGGCUAUUAUUGAUGAGAUAACAAGAGCUUAUGAACGCGCGGGUCAAUCUGGAUUUCCGUCUCAAUACGGAUAUCCUGGUGCAGUGCCUCCACCAUCUGCCUCGGUUAUACCACCUGGACCACCAUUCACUGGACCCCCACCAGCAAUAAUGCUUGGUAGACCACCUGCAACGGGAGCUCCAGGAACAAAUGGAGCACCAGGCGUAAUUUCAGCAGCACCACCAGGUAUAGCAGGAGCUCCGCCUGGUUUAGGCGGUCCACCGGGGUUAGGAGCACCAUCCAUAGGUAUAAGGCCAUCGAUUUCCGGUAUCGGAACACCAGGAAGUAAUCCAAUUCCACCCAACUUUCCCGGAGUUCCUACAUCACCGACUCAACCAUAUAGUCCAAUGUAG
Ambispora gerdemannii is the source of this 485-nucleotide messenger RNA. Lineage: Eukaryota; Fungi; Glomeromycota; Glomeromycetes; Archaeosporales; Ambisporaceae. The record is from the annotation of a GenBank genome assembly.